Molecule: messenger RNA, 2212 nt
Organism: Leptidea sinapis
Lineage: Eukaryota; Metazoa; Arthropoda; Insecta; Lepidoptera; Pieridae
Gene: Npl4
Product: nuclear protein localization protein 4 homolog
Exons: 12
Coding region: 117-1979 (620 amino acids)
Biological process (GO): ubiquitin-dependent protein catabolic process
Cellular component (GO): nucleus
Molecular function (GO): ubiquitin binding; ubiquitin protein ligase binding
Source: RefSeq, a predicted model, not a curated record
UGGUCAAGCACGUCAACGGUCAAUAUUCAUAGUCAUAGCGAUGGGUACAGGAUAUGUCAAUGUUGUGGAUAUCAGAAUUAUUGUAUCGAUACUAAUUUAGCAUUUAUAUUUUGAAAAUGUCAGGAUCUAAGAAAUUGACGUUACGCGUGCAGUCAUCAGAGGGAACAAGCCGUAUUGAAAUCCUCGACACUGACAAUACUGCAAAGUUAUAUGAGCGAGUUUAUGAAACCUUAAAUCUUAAUACCUAUACAUUUGCUUUGCACAAAGAUCGUUCACAUAAAGAAGAGAUAAUAUCAAGCAAGUCAGGGCUGGUCCGUGACUAUGGCUUGCAUCAUGGUGAUAUGUUAUACUUAAGUCCUGUUAACGGGGCUGUACUCUUUGAUCAACAGUCCACAAGUACAGAGAGCUUAAAACCGGCACUUGCAGCGGAGGCUGGACCAUCUACUUCGUCCAUGUCCACUCCUUCCUCGAGUGGCCUUCGUAAGAAAAAUGUUCCUCAAGAAGAUGAAGUUGAUUUACAACUCUAUCAAAUGUCAGGAAAUAUACAGAGACAAAGAGAUGAUAAACUAUGUCGGCAUAAUUCAAAGGGAUGUUGCGUACACUGUACGCCACUGGAACCUUGGGAUGAGAACUAUUUAAAGGAACACAAUAUCAAACAUCUAUCGUUUCACUCAUAUUUACGUAAAAUGACAUCAGGAAAAUUCAUUUCAUUGGAUGAAUUGUCAUGUAAAAUAAAACCAGGGUGUAAGGAGCAUCCGCCAUGGCCGCGUGGAAUCUGCUCGACGUGUCAGCCGGGCGCUGUCACUCUCAACCGUCAGCCGUACCGCCACGUGGACAACGUGCUAUUGGAACACGCCGCACCCGUCGAUCGCUUCCUGGCAUACUGGCGUAUCACAGAGCACCAGAGGAUCGCCUUCCUUUAUGGGAAGUACGAAAGACAUCCCGACGUUCCUUUAGGUAUCCGAGCCCGUGUGGCAGCUCUGUACGAGCCCCCGCAGCAAUGUACUCGGGACAGUAUCGUGCUAGCCGAGGACGAGAAGGGGCCAAUACUGAACGAGAUAGCGGCAAGACUGGGGCUAACUUGCGUGGGGUGGAUGUUCACAGAUCUGUUACCUCUAGACCUUGCUGCCGGCACAGUGAAGAAGGUCAGGGGCAUGGACACACACUUCCUCUCCGCGCAGGAGUGCAUCAUGGCUGCCCACUACCAGAACAAACAUCCCAACGCCUGCAGGCACGCGUCUUCGGGCUAUUUCGGCUCCAAAUUCGUGACUGUAUGUGUGACAGGUGAUAGCAAUAACCAGAUCCACUUGGAGGGGUACCAGGUGUCGGGGCAGUGCGCGGCGCUGGUGAGGGACGACAUCCUGGUACCGACCCGGGACGCGCCUGAUCUGGGCUACAUCCGCGAUUGCACGACCUCGCAGUACGUGCCCGACGUCUACUAUAAGGAACGCGACGUAUAUGGAAACGAAGUAGGAGUGUCUGCCAAGAGGUUGCCAGUGGCGUAUUUGUUGGUGGAUGUUCCUUGCGGAGUAGCGCCCAGCUCAUCACAGCCCACCUUCAGCCCGGCAGCCACCUUCCCCCCAGCCAACAGGCCGCUCCAGAACCAGAUCCAGAGCCUGAAGGGGUUGCACGAUCACAUACAGCGGUCUUCGUCGUUUUUGGAGGCUAUGUCUGACAUCCACGUGUUGCUGUACCUGGCUACAAACGAGGCUCUGCCGCUCACUCUGGAGCAGCUGGAGCCGUUACUGGACGCGGUGCGCACGCGGGAUGAGCAGGCCGCCGACGCGUGCCGCGCCGACUCUCACGUGGCCACGCUGUUGCAGCUGGCGCUCGCCUGCGAGCACGACAUGCAGGCCAGUUCCGUGGGCCCAGGCGACGGGUCGCAAGACGUCUGGACUUGCCAGGUGUGCACUUACCACAACGCGGCGCCGCUCGACUCCUGCGAGAUGUGCGCCAUGCCCAGAAAUAACGGCCUGUAAUGCCAAGUGACUGCAUUGUGGGAGUUAAUCAGUGUAAUGUCGCGGUCUUCAGAGACGCUCACGACGCCGUUAGACAUUCCCUGAUGGGGUCUCCGAACCCACAAGUUCCAUACUCUUCACAUCGUGCCGACUCUUAUUUUAUGAAGUAUGGAAGUUUUCUAUACUUCCUUGUAUCAGAUUAUAGCUUUCAAACUGGUGAACAUUACUGGAUAAAUAUAAUUUUGCAUUCGAAA